Molecule: messenger RNA, 9633 nt
Organism: Pseudonaja textilis
Lineage: Eukaryota; Metazoa; Chordata; Lepidosauria; Squamata; Elapidae
Gene: AKAP13
Product: A-kinase anchoring protein 13
Biological process (GO): regulation of Rho protein signal transduction; adrenergic receptor signaling pathway; positive regulation of canonical NF-kappaB signal transduction
Cellular component (GO): membrane; actin cytoskeleton
Molecular function (GO): guanyl-nucleotide exchange factor activity; MAP kinase scaffold activity
Source: RefSeq, a predicted model, not a curated record
CCGGCUGCUUGCCUAGUUCGCUCGCUGGCUCGGCGCGGCUGGAGGAAGCAGCAGCAGCCGCAGCAGCAGCAGCAGCAGCCGCCCGAGAGCUCUGGCGUCCCAGGCGGCCCCGGAGCAGCCCGUUUUCCCCACCCUGCAGCUUCUCCGCGUGGAUGCCCAACCAGGCGCGUCUCUUCUCCCGCCUUUGCCCUCCUUCCCGCGGAGGGCCAGACAGACGCCGAGCCUCCCCGGCUGGAACUCAUCCUUGAGUUGCAGUGACUCUUGGUGCCCGAUUCUUGGGAUUUGGCAGAAUUUGCUGAAGCCUGCAUGCUGCUUCAUGCAGACACACAUUCUGGGUCAUGAAACUUAAUCCACAGCAAGCUCCAUUGUAUGGUGACUGCAUAAUUACCAUAUUGCUUACUGAAGAUGAUCACGUCGAAAGUGACGAUGUAAUUUUUUACCUCGUUUUUACGGGAUCCGCCCUUCAACACUGCACCAGCACUAGGAAGCUUGAUUCAGGGAGGUUGGAAACCAUUGCUCCAGGUCAUGACUGUUGCGAGACGGUGAAAGUCUCUCUCUGUGCUACCAAGCAAGGCCACCCUCUUCUGGUGGUGGCGGAGGAGAGCUUGCAAUUUGUCCAAGAUGAGGUUUACGAUGCGGCACAGUUCCUGGCAUCGUGUGCUGGAAAUCAGCAAGCGUUAAACUUUACACGUUUUCUGGACCGUUCCAGGCCACCUGCCGGGGACUUGGAUUUUCUGGAUGAGAAAGUAACUUUGGCGUUUUGUCACCUGAAGCUGCCGACUGAGUGGAACGUGUUGGGAACAGACCACAGUCUCAAUGAAAAUGUUCCCCGGGAGACGUUGCUGCAUUUUGCAGCCAGACUCGGUUUGCUGCGGCUGACAUGGUUUCUGUUGAAGCAACCAGGUGGCAGAAGCGCCGUGACCAUUCCCAACAGUGAAGGAGCCACACCGGUGAGCUUAGCCUUGGAGAGGGGCUACCAGAAACUGCACCACAUCUUGACCAAAGAAGAAGUCAAUGAACCAGAUUCCUGGAGCACCUUGUCGCAUAUAGUACAUUCUGGGGACUCCUGCAUCAAGUACCAUCAGGGCUUAAACCUUUACACUCUGACAACUGAAAUGAAGGAAGGAGACAAAUUGAACAUGGAGAAAGACAUCGCUCAGCUCCAGCUGCACAUCCAGAAUCUCCAGCGUAUGAAUGUGAAGGAAGACCGUUGUCCAGUGCAGACCUGCGAGGACUGUGAUGUGGGGCCUGUGCCUGAAGGUUCUGAAGCUGCUGCAGAACAUGGGUUGGAUGCAUUGCUGGUUGACGCAACUCAGAAAACUUCUUCUGAUCUUCUAGAGAUCUCUCCCCCUGUUUGCCUUGGAGGGCAAGGCACCUCCCAGCAACCAGAAGAGCUUUUAGGCGCAUCACAAGAGAUGUUGGAGGAAAUGCAGAACCAAAGGACUUCCUGCCAAGGCGAAACAUUGCCACACAAAGAGGAAGGGGAGUGUUUAUCCUCUGUUGGAGACUCUGUUGGGGCAGUGUUCGAAGAGCAGGAUAGCAAGAGGACCUUUAGUGAUGCUGCUGGCCUCCCAUCCUUUGGAAGUACCGACAAGGAAGCUGGAAUGAGCUCUUCCAGUGCUACUUUGGAACAAGGGACCUUAUGUGAAGAAAAUAAUCUCUCCCAGGAAGUGCAGCUGGCUGAAAUUGAAAAUACACCCCCAGCUUCCUGCGAGGCCAGCAACAUAAAUAUGGGGCAAGGUGAAUGCAAGAGCUGCACAGGGGCCAUAGACGUUAACGUGGCGUCCCAACCGUAUAUGGAAAAUGUGAAAAUGGGUGUGGAGCCUUCCAGGAUGACAGCUAUGGAAGCAUUGCCAUCAUCUGUUGCAUCACAAACCAAUCCUGCUGCCUUCUUCCUCAGGGAUGGUGACCCUACUCUUGCCUGUCAAGAUGAGAAUGAGCCAACCGUGGUGCCAGAAGGUCUUGUAGAUGUGGUUGCUAUUGCAGAUGUUAGUUCUGUUGACAAUGGAAGGAACAAAGAGACCGGAGCUGAAAAUCACAUCAACAGUGGACCAAGAAACACUGUCGAAAAACAGUUAGAGGAGAAGGAGAAGGAGAACAUUGCUCCAAACUCUGGUAUAGAACUGUUGUCCAAAAACCUUGAAGACACCUCUGGAUUUUCUCUGGAGCAUCGUUCUGCUAGGGAAGUGAUUGAUCAAGGGCAACGGAGAGAUGCAGACAUGGCUACUGAAAACAGUGCUUUGGAUUUGAGCAGCAAAGGGUUGAGUGCUCCCCUAGAUGGCAACGUCGGAAACCUCACGAAGAGCUCAACAUGUGUGCAGUCCCUGGCUGCCUGUGGUGGAACUGAUAUCCCAGACACUACAGCGAUAGAUCAGAGUGAGCAAAAAGUAACUGACCCGACAUUAUUAGAGACUAAAGGAAAUGCUGAUCCUACCAAGGUUGCAAACGAGGAUGAAAAACAGGAUUUUGGCAAAGACCAAGAGUUCAAUUCUUCUGUACUGCACGCAGAUCCAGUUGAUGGCCCUGAAUCACAUACAGGUAUUCUCAACUCUCUUAUGCCGCCCUCUGAUCUUGAGGAGCCCCUUUGCGGACCAGCAGAGAUGAUAGGAAGCAAAGAGGAACUGGAUCAAUCUAGUGAAAGCCUCCAAAAAUGCAUAGCUCUGACAUCAGCCUUGCUGGUUGAGAAAGCUAUUCAGGAGGCUCAGUUGAUUGUUUCACAGAAGGACAAUGCUAGAGCAGCCUCUGUUGGCCAGGAAGCUCCUUCACAAUUGGAGAGCCUUGCCCUAUCUUUGUGUGGUGAGGGCACCCAAUUUAUUCAGGAGCAUUUAAUGGGCACACCCUCUGCUGCUCUUAAUCAAGACUCCAAACAAAACGAGGAAGUAGGAACAACAAUAACAGCAGAGGCAGCAGAAGCAGCAGUGCGGCUGACUGGAGUGGCUGAACAGGGAAGCCCAGUGCAAGGUGAGCUGGCAGCCACGUCUCUCACUCUGGCAGUUGGCUGGGAAGAAGAAGACAAAGAGCACAGCUCUUCACAGCUGCCAGAAAGCGAGAAGGAACUGCUUGGCAAGACGCAGGCUCUGUUGGAGAGCUUCCCUCCGGGAGUCCUUGUGCAAUUGACUCCUUGUGAUCUGGGUAAAGAGCAGCCGGUGGAUGGAAGCAAUGCUGAGCCUGGCUUAAAGGAAAAAGCCUCCAGUCUGGAACCUGAGGAGCAAGUAAAGGCAGAGGCGGUCAGAGAUGUUCCUUCUGAGCCUGGCUUGGCAAAAGGUGCUUCUCUUUGUGACAGGGGGACUCCUUCCCCUGAGAUCAUGCUAAACCCGGGACUUGAGCUUGGUCCAACUGGGCAGGCAGCCUCUCCAGCUGGCAAAACCUUGGAUGUGAUGGAAGCUCCUCCGACGGCUCUUGAACUGGCCAUGGAAAGUGGUCUUUCACAGCACGGAGAGGAAGAGGGGGAAGUGGAAAAUAUCCCUUCCCGAAUAUUGCUUCAGCCAAUUGCUGAAGAGCCCCUUUGUGACUGUGAUUCCGGUCCUGAAAUGCCUUUGUUGGCUUGUGAAAUGGAUGUUACGAAGCUGGGAGAGUCGGAGGAAGGGAAGGGGAGAAGGACUAGCCAAGACGAACCAGGAUCCCUUCCCUUGCCUCUCGACGCUCUUCCUGUGACCAAGCAGUUGGACAAAGUUGGAACGAAAGGAACUGCUCAGGAACCUGAUCAUUCGUCGGAUAAUGCUGACCCAAUGCCCAGUCAAGUGAUAUUGCCGGCAGAAUCACAUGUCCCGGUAGAAUCUCUUGGUGGAAAUCCCGUGGAAGUCCCCUCCUUGGUGGAAGCCAGCUCCGAGCCUGGAUGUCUGCUUAAUGGAGUGAAAGAGGAGUUCAGUGUACCUCCUGGAAGCAAAAUGAACUCUGCAACCCUGGAACUAACCAGCUCUUCGCCUGUUGCAGACUCUCUGGAAAUAAAAAUGGAAGAAGAAAUGGAUUUUCUGACAGAUCUAGCUGAGAACAUUACUUCUGAAGGAACGAUCAACCGUGACAACUGGUGCCCUGUUGAACCUUCUUCAGAUUCCUUACUGUUGGAGCAGAAGCAUCCUUGCAACUCUGCAGAAAGUGAUCAUUUUCUAGAAGACAGAUUAAGUGGUGAUGGCUCUUCCUCGCAAGGCAUCCUUAAGAGAGGAUCCGGGAGUGACUCUGAACUCUUUCCUCUCUCCAGUGAUGGUCUGGACGAGGUGGACUUUAGAAAGCAGCCUGAAGAGGAGCAAUCAGCUGGUAGAAGUUCAACCUCCUCAGCAGAUGAUACCAUAUCGCUGGAAAGAAACUCUUCCAUUUCUGUUCCUCGGACUUCUGACCUCCUUGGAUCCAAGGAGAGGUGCAGCCCAGAUGGCAGCUGCUUCAACAUGGGGACGAACGGAGAAGGUCAGGAUGGGAUGGCAGUGAUCUCUGGAGAACUGGACGAAUUGCUGGAUAGCGUCAUGGAGGUGUCCCCACCUUCUUCUGGCCUGCCUAACAAUUUGAGGCCUUCGUCUCCUUUCCGUCGGCAUAGCUGGGGUCCAGGGAAGAAUAGUAACAAUGGUGAAGCUGAGGUCAACCACAGGAGUUCAGUGCGACUGCUGGGGGAAGUCAUAAGGAAAACUCCCUCCCACAGAAGAAGUUUGAGCUGGUGUCCCUCAGGUGUCCAGUGCAAUGCCAUGGAUGCUGACUUUAAUGGUCAAAGUUACAGCUUAGAAGGUCUUUCUGCAGAGGCUGAUGAUACUACUAAGCCAUCCUCAAGUCUUGAUGUAGUAUCUAUGAACACCAAAGAUCUUCGGCAGAGUCCCCUAGCAAAUGAUGAACGAGGAUCGCUGGUCUCACUCACCGAAGAGGAACAGGAAGAGCUGGGAGAAAUGAGAAGUCAGAUUCUCCAAAGACCGCAGCCCUACUCCUUCAGCUUCUCCACAAGUCCCGUUUCUCCUCCAUUAACGAAAUCCAUGUCACUGAUGACCAUCGCCCAAGUGGGAUCAGACAAUAGCACUCGAUCCUUCAGCAGCUCCUUGAGUCAAAGCAUCAGUGAGGAGAGUGGCAGUUUCCCACCCUCCAGCCCCUCCAGAAAAGAUUUGGAAGGCAAAAGUGGAACGAAAGUCAGCCGUACAUUCAGCUACCUCAGGAAUAAAAUGUCCAGCAGUAAAAAGAGCAAAGAGAAAGAGAAAGAGAAACUGAAGGAACGUGAUAAAGACUCCAAGGAAAAAGACAAAGACAACAAGAUACUAAAUGGACAUCUCUUCAGUGUCAUCUCAACUGUGGGUCCCGUCAGUUGCUACCACUGUCUCAAGCCCUUCAACAAAGAUUCAUUCGUCUGUGCAAAUUGUAGUGCCAUUGUCCAUAAAAGCUGCAAAGAGAAUGUGGCUAGUUGUGCCAAGGUCAAAAUGAAACUCCAGAAAAACCCAAGCGGUCUUCAGCCUCACGACACUUCUUCAUUGCCCACAGUAAUUAUGAGAAAUAAGAGUUCUCAGCCAAAAGAGCGACCCAGAUCGGCAAUUCUUGCCCCUGAUGAGAACAUAACGACGGCAGUGUUCAAUAGUAGGCGAUCCCAGCAGAACCUCUCCCUUUCAAAGAGUGUUUCCAUUCAGAACAUUGCUGGAGUCGGAAACGAUGAAAGUAUCCUUCAUACGCGGAAAUUUCUCUCCCAAUCAACAGACUCCUUGAACAAAAUCUGCCGGGUAAAUGAAUCCAUGGAAUCGUUAACAGAUGAAGGGGCAGACAUGAAUGAAGGACAGCUCAUGGGAGAUUUUGAAACAGACUUGAAACAUCUGGAAGCUCAGUCUUGGAGUCAAGUGGUGGACAGCAAGUUUCUCAAACAACAGAAGAAAGACAUUGUGAAGCGACAGGACGUCAUUUAUGAACUGAUGCAGACGGAGAUGCACCAUGUCCGGACCUUGAAGAUCAUGAGCGAUGUCUACAGCAGAGGCAUGGUGCAGGAGCUACAAUUUGAGCAGCAGAUGGUGGAAAAAAUCUUUCCUUGCUUGGACAACUUGCUGAACAUCCACAGCCAGUUCUUUCAGCGAAUCCUGGAGAGGAAAAAGGAAUCCCUGGCUGACCGAAGUGAGAAGAACUUUGUCAUCAAGAGGAUAGGGGACCUCUUAGUGAAUCAGUUUUCUGGGGAGAACGCUGAGCGAAUGAAGAAAACGUACGGGAAGUUCUGUGGGCACCACAAUGAGGCCGUGAAUUACUUCAAAGACCUUCAUUCUAAGGAUAAAAGAUUUCAGGCCUUCAUCAAAAAAAAGAUGAGCAGCUCCGUGGUGAGGCGCUUGGGUAUUCCUGAAUGCAUCUUGCUAGUAACGCAAAGGAUCACCAAAUACCCAGUGUUGCUACAGAGAAUAUUGCAAUAUACCAAAGAAAAUGACACUGAACAUCAAGACUUGGUGCUUUCGUUGAACCUGGUGAAGGAAGUCCUAACUGCGGUUGACAGCAAAGUGAGCAACUAUGAGAAGAAGAUGCGCCUCAGCGAGAUCUAUACCCGGACAGACAGCAAGUCAAUCAUGAGAAUGAAGAGUGGGCAGAUGUUUGCCAGAGAAGACCUGAGGCGCAGGAAGUUUGUCCGGGAUGGACCGGUUUCUCUCAAAAAUGUAGCUGGGAGGUUGAAAGAAGUCCUAGCUGUUCUUCUCUCAGAUGUUCUGAUAUUCCUCCAGGAAAAGGAUCAAAAAUACGUAUUUGCAUCCCUGGAUCAAAAAUCCACCGUGAUCUCAUUGAAGAAGCUGAUUGUCCGUGAAGUUGCCCACGAGGAGAAGGGCUUGUUCCUGAUCAGCAUGGGUGGGAAAGACCCUGAGAUGGUGGAAGUUCAUGCCGGCUCUAAGGAGGAGCGUAACAGCUGGAUUCAAAUCAUCCAGGACACUAUCAACACAAUGGACAAAGAGGAAGAUGAAGGUAUCCCUAGCGAAUCGGAAGAGGAGAAGAGAGUGCUGGACACCAAGGCCAGGGAGCUGAAAGAACAACUCCAGCAAAAAGAUCAGCAGAUUAUCACUCUCUUGGAGGAAAAAGAGAAGAUUUUCAGAGAUAUGACCGAUUGCAGCGGGCAUGAAGAAGGACUGGGGGCCAGGAUGCUGUUCCGGGCCAACACAGAGGAAGCACCGAAAGGAGAAAGCAUAAUGAAGAAUCUGAUCAGUGAAGUUGAGCAGUUGCAAGGUUUGGUGAGCAGAAGCCUUGGAAGUGCUUUUGGGCAGCAGGUGACCAACCUUGCCUCUGAUCAGGAGAGCGUGGGGCCCAUCUCUCUCCCCAGGAGGGCAGAGACCUUUGGAGGGUUUGACAGCCACCAAAUGAAUGUCUAUAAAGGUGGCGAGAAGGAUGAAGGAGAAGAAGUGCAAGAUCUCCGGAGGACAGAGUCCGACAGUGUGUUGAAAAAGGGAGGAACAGCUAACUUGAUGUUUGUGCUAAAGAGAAACAAUGAGCAAGUUCUCCAGAGCAUAACUCAGCUUCACAGCUUGCUGGGCUUACUACAGGCUGUGGUUGUGCAGCAAGACACCUACAUUGAAGACCAGAAGCUGCUGCUCACCGAGAGGACCUUGAGCCGCAUCUCCUUCCGACCCAACUCCUUGAUUGAGCAGGAAAAGCAACGCAGCCUGGAGAAACAGCGUCAGGAGCUCGCCAAUCUGCAGAAGCAGCAAACCUUGCACCAGGAAGAAAGAAGGAAGAAAGAGAAGGAGUGGGAGGCCAGAGAGAAAGAGCUGACUGAGCGGGAAUCUCAGCUGGGCCAGAAGGAAGAGCAGAUCCAGAAAGAGCAACACAGCCUGGAGAAGGAGCGGGAAGAGCUGCAGCAGAAGAAAGCCGCCUACCAGCUCGAUCUGGAACAUCUCCGGACGGCCCAGAAGCAACUGGAGAAAGAAAAGGAGCAACUGAAGAGAGAAAUGGAGCAAAUAUCUCAGCCUCAGAUGGAACCCAAUGUCAAACCGAAUCCCAAUCAACAUGCCAAAAUGAGCAGAACCUCUUCUUCCCUUCUUCCCACGGAGGACUUGUCUUCUAGACAGUUGUGUUCCUCUCUGCCCAAAGGGCACCUGGAUACAGAACUUUCUGUCUCAUCCAAAAGGAACAGUCUCUCAAGGACGAAUAAAGAGAAGAGCUCUUUUCAUUUGAUUGGCACUACAACAUCAGGCCAAACCAACAAGCCAACUGAAGGACCUGGGCAGAUACCCAACCGCCUCUUUGGCUUAGCCAAACCGAAAGAGAAGAAGGAGAAGAAGAAGAAGAGCAAAAGAGAUCGUUCCCAGACUUCUGAUGCUCACUCUCCAGAAGGAGCACCAGAAAGUGAGGAGAUCUUUUGCUGAUCCCAUAUCUUGUCUCCAGCCAGGCCACUUCAAGAUCUGCCCUACAGAGAGAGGCCAAAGAAUCAAACAACUAUUCUUUAUUCUAGACAUUGAACUAUGUUGGGCUUUAUCACCUUUCACUCCUACAAUCCACUGUCCAUUCCCACUUCUGGAUCUUCUUGAAUAUGUCACAUCUGAAAACGUGUCCACAAGGGCAAUAUGAGGAGGAGGAGGAGGAGCAGCCACAUGGAAGAACUGUGGAUAUAGCCAAACUGGGCAGGCUCAGUUUGGGCUCAAUGUGCUCUGAAGAGCUCUGAUUCUCUGUGCAAUGCUAGCUUGCCUAGGCGGAUAUUCCUUUCUUUCCUUUUCGUCUUGAACAACAGGGAACUUGUGAACAAGGACAUCAAAGCUCACCUUCUCUUAGGAAACCACCACCCCAAAUCAAGAACCUUCUAUAGAAACAAAAAACGAUGUGACUCCUUACCCAGUGUUUCUACACUGGUCUAUAUAGAUGUAAUAUCCACUUCUAUACAUACUUAACUAAAUAUAUAGAUAUAUUCACACUCACAAAUAAAUGUAGCUCAAUAUCCUUUGGAUAUGCUGUAUGUCUGUACAGAAAAGUUAAGGAACUUUAGAUGUAUCCUAAUGGGGUUGGCAGAUACCUGAGUUCAGGGAUUGGGGUCAGAGCUACACAGCCUCUCUUGGUUUGAGCUAGGUCCGUGAGUUUUGCCUUUGGCUGCAAAAUUGGCCUUCUGCAUCAAGAUCAUAGGGAUUGUUUUGAAGUGGAAGGGCCCCUUAAGGCGAGAUUCCUGGGGAAUGGUUGAAGCCUAUUGCCAAGAGGCAGGAAAUUGGAGAAAUGAAACAGGCCUUGUUGGAAAUUAGAAAACCUGUUCUGGAAGUCAUCUCAGAAGAGUUACAAAGGGAAUACUUAAAUCAGCCUGAAUUUCCAUGGAAUUGUGAGGUACAUCCUAACUACCUCUAUGGGAUUUGUCUGUCUGGGAAGCAACACCCAUUGAGUUGGUUAUGCAGUGGAAGAAUCUGAAGAAGAUAUAAACUCAAACCAAAUUCUCUGCUCCUGCUUCCCCAACUUCUCCUCCCAAACUCCUGUAUACAUUUUCUCCCGAUUUCGUUGUAUCGUCUUGCUAGAAGCUAUGUCGAGGGAGUGGGUGACUGCCAUCAGGGUGAACGUUGUGUGAGAAGUACAAUUAUAUUGGAUUGCUAGAAUUUCUUCCACGUGGAUUAUAAAGAACCCCCCCUACCCCUGAAUGUAACUUUGCAGAUUGAAUAGAUUGGUUGCUCUAAGAAUUGUAGAGUUCCCAUCUCAAUGCUAUCAUCUUUUUGAGUGAGGACAAACCAUCAUUUCUGAGGUGGAGCU